Oryza sativa Japonica Group (Japanese rice) is the source of this 1418-nucleotide messenger RNA. RefSeq lists its product as uncharacterized. The record is from RefSeq and is a predicted model, not a curated record. Lineage: Eukaryota; Viridiplantae; Streptophyta; Magnoliopsida; Poales; Poaceae.
UCGGUGGGAGUAAAAGGGUAAAGCGGGUUUCGGAUGGCGUAAACCUCGGGCGCCCCGAGUCCGUGGCAUGGAAAUGACGAGAAUGCCACUCGGGCACCACACGCCACUUCGGCGCUGCGAGCGACGGUAACAAAACGCGAGCGCGACCCCACCUCCUGUGGCCUCAAAACCUUCUCUGCCUUUUCUCUCUCUCUCUCUCUCUGCCGCUCGUCGACUCGGCCGCCGCCGCCGCCUCUCCGAGCAGCGCCGCCGCGGCUGGUGAAGACAAGCAGGGCCAUGGCGGCGACGGCAGAUCCGCGGGCGAAGCCGCCCGCGGCGACGUCGACGCACCACCUCGAGCCGUGGGGGCAGCCGCCGCCGCCGCCGCCAACUCCCGCGCACCGCUUGCCGCCGACGGUGCUCCCGGUGGUAGCGUUACCGGCGGGUGGGGACGCCGCCACGCGCGAUCGUCGACGCUCGUCGUCUCACCGUAGGGGCGGCGGCGGCGGCGCCGCCGCCGCCGCCGCCGCCGUGCAGGUCGUCGUCGGCGAGGAUCCCUUCGACGGUGGGAUCGAGGAGCUCCGGGUUAAGCUCAUGGGCCACCUACGAGACGCCGCCGACCGUCUCCGCGUGCCCCAGCCUAGCCCCCCACCCCCGCCGCCUCCGCCGCCGCCGCCGCCGACGACGACGACGAAGCCCGAGAGCCUACCCGCGGAGGCGGACUCGGAGCCCGAGCUCAAGGCGCCGCCUCCGCCUCCGCCUCCGCCUCCACUUCUCCCCAUGGCGCAGCCGCAAGCCGACGGUGCAGCGAGGCCGUGGAACCUUCGGCAGCGGACGCGGCGGCGCCCAGCCGCCUCCAUGUCGUGGGCGGCGGCGGCGGCGGUGCCGGUGCCGUCGUCGUCGCGGCGCCGGAAGCGCGCGCCGUUCUCGGUGGCGCUCACGCCGGAGGAGAUCGAGGAGGACAUCUACGCGCUGACCGGCUCACGGCCGCGGCGGCGGCCGAGGAAGCGGCCGCGCGUCGUACAGCGGCAGCUCGAUUCGCUGUUCCCUGGGUUGUGGCUGACGGAGGUCACCGCCGACGCGUACCGAGUGCCGGACGAGUAGCCGCCGCUUGCUCCGGCACGACGGCGGCGGCCGCCGCCGCCGCCAAGAUCCUCCAAACUUUGAAGACCCCACCUACCUCACCUCACCACCACAUCGCGGCUCAAGAUCGAGCCGCGCCCGGAUUUAUAACUGCUAGGACUACUCUGUCGCGUCGAGCCGGUAGGUGCUCGUGCUUUUGUCAUGUCUCAACUUCAGUUUUUUUUUUCUUCUUCCUUCUUCUUCUUCGCUUCAGCAUAUGUUGUUUUCUUUUCUCUUCUUUUUGUUUUUUUUUUGUACAGCGGUGUGCUUGUUGUAAUCCAUCUGCUAAUUCAUCCUAGUACCUGUACUUCUUCUCA